Agrilus planipennis (emerald ash borer) is the source of this 5217-nucleotide messenger RNA. RefSeq lists its product as uncharacterized. The record is from RefSeq and is a predicted model, not a curated record. Lineage: Eukaryota; Metazoa; Arthropoda; Insecta; Coleoptera; Buprestidae. The coding region runs from base 534 to 4445 and encodes 1303 amino acids. The transcript is spliced from 15 exons. Gene Ontology annotation, molecular function: protein binding.
CUCUUUUUCGGUUUCGCACGUAAUGUUUGUUUUUAUUUGUUAGUAUGUAUGUAUACAACAUACGCAUGCUUCUUCGACCUUUGUGAUAUGUGAAUUGUGACGGUCGUUGGCGGGGAAAACGGCGAAAGAAAGAAGAGUAUAACAAGAUACGAAUAGUACAAACAAAGAUGAAACAAAGCAUUACCUCAUAGCUUAUACUUCAUUAUUUCGCGAGUGUUGUGUCUGAUCGUGUAGUGCAAGCGGUGCUUGUUUAUGCUGUGUUCAGUUCUCCGACCAGCCGUUACGAAGCUACUAACACAAAUAUAAUACAAACAGUAAUGUUUUCAAGCCGAUAUAUAAAUUGCAACAAAGCUAACGUAGCUGAUGUACCUUUUUUUUCUUGAUAAUGUUAAUUGUGCUGAGUAAAAGCUUUCAUGGUGUAUUAUAAUAGUUUAUUUAUGGAUAUAGAAUACUGAUAUAUCCACGAAGAAUCAUGAAUAAAUUCCAAGAAUAAAUGGUCUAGGGAUGACGCUCGUUGUUUGAUGUCUUAAGCUAUGUCAGGAGCGACCCUUGCUAAAGUGGUCGGCGGUACCUGUGGUGGAUUAUCACCGCCCAUCGAACAUAUUCAUAACGGUUCCAAGGUUUUGCCUACGGGCGCUGUUGAACUAAAGGAGACUACAGGCGGAGGAGGAAGGGCGCUUAAGUUGCAAACCGAUUCCCCUCACCUGGUCAGCCUCGGAGGAAACAGAUUCAGCACAGCGGUCACUGUUCAUCCUAUACCACCAGGUCGUGUAACCUUGGGCAGCGGUAAAGGGGUAGAUAUCCACGUCCAAGGAACUGGAGUACAGCCCCUACAUUGCAACAUAGAGAACGAUCACGGAGUGGUAACUCUUUAUCCUUUGUCCGAAAAUCUUGCCAUAGAUGGAAUAAAAGUAACUAAACCAACCCGACUCACCCAAGGGGUAAUGUUAACCAUUGGCCGAUCGAAUUGUCUGCGUUUUAAUCAUCCUGAGGAAGCAAAACUAAUAAAAUCCGUUUUACCUAAUACACGCAUUUCAAUGACUCCAAUAAAAUUUGAUGUUGAUGUAACUGAGAUGGAUGAUUUGGAGGGUAAAUAUGAGAAAAAACCACCGUCAAUCCCACGUAAAGUUCAACAGACAUCGCUGCCAUCCACUGAGCAACCUAUAUCAAGCAUCCAAAUGAAAGUUUCUAAAUUUGAAUACCUCGCUGCCCAAAACUUUAAAAAAUCGAUAUCACCAAAAGUUUUCUCAUCUAAUUUAAUCACCGUUAAUACGCCUGCAAAAGAUGUUUUAGGGAAAGCCCCCCCUGAUCUUCAAGAUUUUGCUAAAAAUCUUCCUCAGUCCGCACUCAACUAUUCCGACUCCUGCUUUAACGAUGAUAAACAAAAAAACAAAACACCUGAUAGACAAUUUUUUGGACGUAAAUCUCCUCAUCAAUACGUUAAUGUGGCUAUUAAUGAAUCGAAAACCAUUAACAAUCGUGUUGUGCUAUUUGAAAAUGGGAAAAAGGAAGUAAACACUAAUAAACUGGUAAAUUGGAAUCAAAAUGUCGAAAAAUUGUCGAAUACCAACAAUUUAUAUCAAGAUUCCAACAUUUCUGGAAAUUACAGAAAUUUGCCAUCACAAAAGUUUUCGCCGGAAAUGAGAAAUAAUAACACUUUAUCUACUGUUAGACAUAGAAGCAUUACCCCAAGCCCCAGCUCGAAUAACAACUUAAAAAAACAACUACAUCGAAGGAGUGGUUCCUUAGGGGAAUUGUUUGAAAAUAACGGAAAUAUCUUCUGCGUUUCAGGAAGUUUAGAUGAUAUCGCCCAAAGGAAUAAUGAUGCUGAAAUGAAAAGAAAUAAGGCUCAGAUAGAUAGAAUCAGAGAACAAGAAAUAGAACGGGCCGAACAGGCGAGACUUGAGGAAAUAUUGACAAUGUGUGCAGAAUAUGAAAAGCAGGUGCAGUGGGAAAGAAAUAAUAAAAUAUCAACACCUAACAGAAUAAAAACAAACGGUUCGCUUCCAAGGGAUAAACGUCAAUGUUUAACUACUCCAAACAAUUCUUAUGGUGUCCCUUCACCUACAUCGAGCCCUUUAUCUCUAUCUUCCAGUAAAUCGAACGACAGCAAAGUAUUCAGUUUUGAUGGUUCAGAACCUAACAGUUUCAGUUCGAGUGGGAAUCAUCUCAGUCCAAACUAUUUCUACGAGAACGUAACAAAUAGUACCCCAAAUAGAAGACUCCAUUACGAAAAUGUAGAAAUCAUCCGAGACAAUAGGGCAAAAGACUGUGGAAGCAUGUACGAGAAUGUAUAUGUUACUCAACAAAAUAAUAUCCAAACUUACCCUCAAUCACCAAGAACAAGAAUUAAGACUAUACCAUGCAUCACUAGUAAAGAAUGUUCACCAAAAGACCACAAUAUGGAUUUAAUCGAAAAUAAAUUUCCUUCUCCUGAAAGGGAACGUCAAAAAGAAACUGACAAGCUAUUAGAAAAUAUUGAAGACAGUGUUAAAGUUUCUCCUCAGAAAACUAUACUACCAUUCUUAAGUCCCAAAGAAAGCAGUGGUUCAGAAGAAGCAUCAAAUAUACCUUAUGUAAAACGAGAAAUAAACAAAGAAAAACUGGAAUCUCUAAAAAGUGAGAAGCAGAAGGUGCUUGCCUCCAUGGCAGUAAUUAGAAGAAAAAUGUCUGAAAUCGAAAUGCAAGAAGAGGAAUUAAAUCGAGAACUUGAAAUGGAGAAAGCUCUUAUAGCCGGCGAACACAAAUCAAAAAUGUUCGAACUUCAAGAAAUGGAAACACGAAAACAAAUUUUAUUAAAUCGUGCCCACGAAGUUGAGUCUAAAAUGGAGGACUGUCAGAAAUCUCAAGCAGCUCAUCAGGAAAAUUGCAAACAACGCUUAGCUAAAGCCCAGGAAGCAUUUAAUGAAAUUGAAAAACAAUUGUCGGAAGUUAAUAAACAUUCUCCGGAAUACAAUAGUAUAUUUGAGAAAUACUUAGAAUCUCAAGAAGUUUUAGAUAAUGAAAGAAAAGUUUUUGAAGAUCUGGAAUUCCAUCAACUUGAAGAAGAGGCCAAUUGGUUAGCUUGCCGUGAAGAAAUUCAAAGGGAAAUUGUCGAGCUUUCGCAACAAAUGGAAAUUGUUCAGUCACAGAUUUUUGAUCUUGAAAAACAAAAGGUGGAAACCUCCCGAAAUAACUCGCAAGAAUUUGAUACUCUCGAAGUACAGAUGAUGGAAUAUUCUAAAGCUCUUGAAGAGCAUCGACAUCGUUUGCGAGAGGUUGAAAACGAACUCAAUAGUGCUGUGAGUAGGGAUGAAUCAGACCAAGAAUUUACGAGCGAAAGUGAUGGAGAAGUCGAACUUAGAAAUGAAAACCGGCCGACUUUUGACGCAAUUCAAAAUUUAAGUUUCUCUAUGAUUGAAACCAAUUCUGCCAAAAAACAGUAUGAAGAUAUGUCUAACAUGUCUCAAUCGUUUAACGAAAAAAUGCUACAGGAGAAAUCGAUUCUAGACGUUAGGGCUACAGGAAAAAAAUUUCCAAGUCAAGAUGAUAUUGAUAGAAUAAGCAAGGUUACUCUAGACGCUCCUAUGAAUAUAGACGGUAGCCGGGGAUCUUUGGGAAAAAAGACUAUUGAAUCUUUAAAAGAAAUUGAAAGAAAUCGGCAGCUGCACUUAGUGCAACAAGGAUCUCAAGUGAUAGAACAAGAACGACGUCGAGUCUUGGAACUAAAACAGAGAGUUCAAGAAGAGGUACGCAGUCAGUGGGCACAAAGAAGCAAAAUGGACAAUUCUCUAACAAUUUUCGAAGGAAAACACAUCAGUAUUACGAACAACGACGAUAGCUUAAAACAAAACGGCGUAUCAUUCAAGAAUGCAAGUGAAACCCCUAUCAAUGAACAUAGGACCAAGUCAGCGCCAGAGGUAGCUGAAUCUCCCACAAGGCCUCUUUCGGAAUCUAGUGACUUCAGCGUAGAAGGAGCAGGAACAUUUGGUCGUCGAAGACAAUUGCCUGAUAAGACGAGACCAUUAACCAGGUACCUCCCCAUUAGAAGUUCAGAGCUAGAUUUGAGACAACAUAUAGAAUCUGCAGGCCAUCAAGUAGUCUUGUGUCCCCAUGUCUUAAUAAAUUCCUAUAGUUGUCGGGGAUUUCUGCAUAAGAGAGGUUCAAAACUAAACAACUGGUCCAGAAGAUGGUUUGUCUUCGAUAGGAACAAACACACUUUAACCUAUUAUAUCGACAAAAGUGAGAAAAAACCUCGAGGUGGAGCAUAUUUUCAGGCAAUAGAAGAAGUUUACUUGGAUCAUUCAAACUCUAUGAAAUCACCCAAUCCUCAGCUAACGUUCAUUGUAAAAACCCACGAAAGAUGUUACUACUUAAUGGCUCCAUCUCCAGAAGCUAUGAGAAUUUGGAUUGACGUUAUUUUUACAGGAGCUGAAGGAUAUCGCGAGUUUGAACAUGGCACUUGAAUUUUAAAAAAGGUUGCCUAUCAUGGUCGUUGUAAAAAAGUUAAUUGAAAAGACACAGCUUUUUUUUUGAAAAAACACUAUUAUAUUCACAGAGAUAAAACCAGUAAUUUGUAGUUAAUUAGUAUCGAUUUUAUUUUUAGAAAUGCCUUGACAGGGUGAAUAUUCCUAUUGCACAAAAAUAAUAAUAGUUCAAACUAUAAAUUAAAACUCUUACUCAGUUUACUGGUGCUUACAUAUAAACGAUUUGUUGAAAUAAAUGCAUAUAAAAGUAUUUAUUCCGAAACUAAAAAUUAUCUGAUCUGUUCUUCAAUCAUACCUCGCGUAUAAAUUUGUUGAAAGGAAAGACAUUGAUUUUUUUAAUUCUUUGUGAAAUAGUUCAAAUAAAAUAAUCAUAGAUUUAUACUUCUGUAAUGCAGUGCCUUAAUUUUAAGACUGUAUUUACCAAAUAAAAUGAAGCCAGUUUAAAAUAAUUUGGCAUCUAGUUGUUAAUAAUAGCUCAAUUAAUAUAAAGAAGUGCAUGUUGUUAGAAAGAUAGAGGUAGCUAAAAUUGAAUGGCAACACUUUUAAUCUCAUUAUGAAUGAGUAAAUGCAAUUUUCUGCAUUUAGUCGCUUUAAUCUACAUAUAUUUGUAUAUAUAGUAUAUGACAUUUUAAUGAGAAUUAACAUACUUACUAUAUUUUUACUUAUGUUUUAUACACAAGACUGUUACAGUGACAAAAUGUUACUAUAUUUAUGUAAUCUACAAUUUUACAUAAAAUAUAUACAGUUAUAA